Molecule: messenger RNA, 1275 nt
Organism: Penicillium malachiteum
Lineage: Eukaryota; Fungi; Ascomycota; Eurotiomycetes; Eurotiales; Aspergillaceae
Gene: gprD
Product: protein gprD
Exons: 2
Coding region: 1-1275 (424 amino acids)
Biological process (GO): adenylate cyclase-activating G protein-coupled receptor signaling pathway
Cellular component (GO): plasma membrane
Molecular function (GO): G protein-coupled receptor activity
Source: RefSeq, a predicted model, not a curated record
AUGGUUCUACUCACUCAUUUUUUGCGUUCGCUGUACGCCGAUGGCGGCGGUGGCUCCCUUGCCCGUCGUGAAUGGGAGUUCCGUGAUACGGUUCCUUUGGAAGGAAGUGACCGAUCGCUCUUUAUUGCUAUGGGCAUCAUUGCCCUCUGCUCAUUAGGGUCUACUCUGGGUCUCUUGUCAUUCCUUACUUAUCGUUUCAUCUUCUGGCAUCGAUACUACAAAAAUUCACUCGCUAAGAAUCAAUAUGUCGUCUUGAUUUACAACCUGUUGCUGGUUGAUAUGCAACAGGCAAUCGCCUUCAUGAUCAGUCUCUACUGGGCAUCUCGGGGUAAUGUGCACUUUGGAGAGGCGGCGUGCUACUUGCAGGGUUGGUGGAUCCAAAUAGGAGACCCUGGCAGUGGUCUGUUCGUUUUGUCAAUCGCCCUCCACACCGGCUUCGUUGUCAUGCGCGGUCGCCAACUACCUUUCAACGUAUUCGUCUACUGCGUCAUUGCGUUAUGGGUCUUCAUCCUCAUCAUUGGAUUCAUCCCCAUAGGUCUAUAUGGAUCGGAUGUCUUUGUUAUUUCCGAGGCGAAUUGGUGCUGGCUGAGCCCUGAUCACGAAAACGAGCGCCUCUGGGGCCACUACUUCUGGAUUUUCCUCUCCGAAUUCGGCACCAUUGUUAUUUAUGCCUUCAUGUUCAUCCACCUCCGCCGCCGUAUGAGUCAAGCAAAGAUGCUCCGCCGUGGUCAACAAGAAUCCCUGCGCCGAUUGAACCGAGUCGUCAUAUACAUGGUUAUCUACCCCCUCGUGUACGUCGUGAUGUCACUGCCACUUGCAGCAGGUCGUAUGGCUAGCGCGCGAGGUGACUCUCCGGGAAAGACCUACUUUGGUGUCGCUGGUUGUUUGAUGGCACUAUCGGGAUCUAUGGAUGUGGCUGUUUACACGCUUACCCGUCGCCACCUGCUCAUCGAUUCCGAGUACAGUACUACUGAUCGCAACUACGACAACACCGACUCUCAAUGGCAAACUAACAUCACAACCACCAAUGCGGGCUCUCGCCCACGCAAGGGUCUUAAGCUGGGAUCGCGCCUGAGCUCCAAAUUCCAUCGCAGCAGAUUGGGCGAUAAGGAGUCCUCAAGUCCCUUUGACGGUUCUACUGAGGAGAUUGUCGCUAAGAAUGAUAUGGAGAUGUCCAAUUUCGGUGGUGUGUACCAAGAAACCACCAUUGAAAUUUCUCAUGAACCUGUCUCUGUGAUAAUGGAAGAGGAAAGAAGCGCGCGCAAUAGCGGCUAA